UUUAUACUCGUUCCGGGGCUCCGCUGUCAGCCGCUGUGCUCCAUACGCUUUCCGUCGGUGAAACACACACUGAGUGAUGCGCAACCAGCCAGCACCAUCCCUCACAAAUCUCAAAAGGAGGUGACUUGAUCAGCAUAUGACAUUCUCCAGGUCAUUGCCUGGAGCAAACAGUAGAGCUGCUCUGCCUACCUACGGAUACCAGGUCAAACCAAUAACAAUGCAUGGCCUGUAAGCAGCCCAUCAUGGCUCAUAGGAAGAGGCCAGGGAACAGCGGAGGAAACAGUAUGGCUGCUCCAGGCCUCUGUUCCAACCCUCAUCCUACCGAGUCAUGUGAACCAAAAGCCCUCCCUCCUCGGCAACGCCCGAUCCGCUACCCCAAAGAGUCACGUGAUCCGAAACCCCUCCCCCGUUCCUGUAAGGUACAAUACUCCCCUCCUAAGUCUCAGGAUGUGAGUCACAACCAUCCAGAAGCAGAAGCGGACACGGUGGUGGAAGUGAAGCGCUACAGCAACCAAGCAGAUCCAGAACAGCAGGAGCAGCGGCCAGCUACACCCUCCUCGCCAGAACAUGAACGAGACCGAGAUGAGCAUGACGGGGUGGACUUCCAUGGUGGAGCUGACAGCCUGGAUGACGACUCCAGCUCUGACUACAUUAAUAACACAUCAGAUGACGAGGAAGACUAUGAUGACGGGCUGGCAGAGGAGGAUGAAGGUACGACUUACUACAUCCGCUACUGUCCAGAGGACGACAGCUACAUGGAGGGUGUGGACUGCAGAAGCCAGGGAGACUGUAACCACGGACACAGCCAGGGCGACAGCACCAACACCAUGCAACAGAGUGAGGGACACGCUGAUGAAGGCCAGGAGGCUGAGGAAGGGUGGGCUGAGGAGGGAGCGGUCGAGGGGGAGGUAAGAGAGGAAGGGUGGGUGGAAGGAGAGGGAGGAGAGGAUGCGGGUAGGGAGGAGUGGAAAGAGGAAGAGGUGAGGGAGGAGUGGAGAGAAGAGGAGGAGGAGGUGAGGGAGGAGUGGAGAGAAGAGGAGGAGGAGGAGGUGAGGGAGGAGUGGAGAGGAGAGGAGGAGGAGGUGAGGGAGGAGUGGAGAGGAGAGGAGGAGGAGGAGGAGGUGAGGGAGGAGUGGAGAGAAGAGGGAGAAGAGGUGAGGGAGGAGUGGAGAGAAGAGGAGGAGGAGGUGAGGGAGGAGUGGAGAGAAGAGGGAGAAGAGGUGAGGGAGGAGUGGCGAGAAGAGGGAGAAGAGGGGAGGGAGAAAUGGAGAGAAGAGGGAGAGGAGGAUGCCAGGGAGGAGUGGAAAGAGGAGGGUCAGUGGGUGGGACGGGAGAGCAGGGUGGAGGAGUGGGGUGAGGGAGAAGGGGAGGUUCGCUGUGAGGUGGUGGAACAGGAUCCAGAUGAACAGAUAUAUAAUGGAAGACCUGAGCCUAUUCUUGACCACCAUCAAAACCAUCUUCACCUCCACCCUCCCCCACUGCAAGACACCCAAGACGAGGAGGAGGAGAGUGAGGAAUACUGCCCUAAUGAGGAGGAAGAUGAGGAGGGGGACGAGGAGGAGAGACAUGGAAGGGCCUACACUGGAGACUACUAUGCCCCAGAGGACAAUGGGAACUCAGUAAGGGUCUCGCCGUACCUUAACCGUAAGGUGCUGGUGGUAGAAGGGGAGACGGGGGAGGAGGCGGAGGAGGACAUUGACCAAAUAGUUGCAGAGAUCAAGAUGAGUAUGAGCAUGGGAAGUCUAAGCAGCAGCACUGACCAAAGCCCUGAGGAGCUGGCGCAGGACCCUGCACCGAGUGACUACCCUCACCCCAAACCCGACCCGGCCCCCUACCCUCCAGCUCACCAUCGCCAUGACAGCAGACCUAAGUCCCUGAACCUGCCCUCCAUGCAUCACAACAACCCAGACCUCCAGAGGGGCAUCAAGGCACAUCCACGCUCCCCUGAAGACAGGCAGAGAUGGCAGCAGGAGCAGGUGAGCAAUGGUGCAGAGCAACCCAGAAAACAACAGCGCUCCGACCUCAACGUCCCCCUGGAGAACAACAAUGUACCCGAGCCAACAAAGAAGGUUGCAUCAUUCCCGAGCUUCGUCGAUGUACCAGGACCCUGUGAGCCAGAAGACCUGAUUGAUGGAAUUAUCUUUGCUGCUAACUACUUGGGUUCCACUCAGCUGCUGUCUGAAAGGAACCCCUCUAAGAACAUACGCAUGAUGCAGGCCCAGGAGGCUGUGAGCAGGGUCAAGAGGGUACAGAAGGCUGCCAAAAUCAAGAAAAAGGCGAAUGCAGACGGGGAUGCUACAACGCUCACUGAGGUCGAUCUGUUCAUCUCCACCCAGAGGAUCAAAGUCCUCAAUGCAGACUCACAGGAGACAAUGAUGGACAACGCGCUCCGCACUAUAUCCUACAUUGCUGACAUUGGAAACAUCGUUGUGCUGAUGGCGAGGCGCAGGAUGCCACGCACGGCCUCUCAGGACUGUAUCGAGACCACACCAGGGGCACCAGAGGCAAAGAAGCAGUACAAGAUGAUAUGCCACGUCUUUGAAUCUGAAGAUGCCCAACUCAUCGCUCAAUCCAUCGGCCAGGCGUUCAGUGUUGCUUAUCAGGAGUUCCUGAGAGCCAAUGGCAUCAACCCAGAGGACCUGAGCCAGAAGGAGUACAGUGACAUCAUCAACACCCAGGAGAUGUACAAUGACGACCUCAUCCACUUCUCCAACUCUGAAAACUGCAAAGAGCUGCAGCUGGAGAAGAGUAAAGGGGAGAUCCUGGGCGUGGUGAUAGUGGAGUCUGGCUGGGGCUCCAUCCUGCCCACAGUUAUCUUGGCAAAUAUGAUGAACGGUGGACCGGCAGCUCGCUCUGGCAAGCUCAGCAUUGGAGACCAGAUCAUGUCCAUCAACAACACCAGCCUUGUGGGGCUGCCACUCGCCACCUGUCAGGGAAUCAUUAAGGGCUUGAAGAACCAGGUUCAGGUGAAAAUGAACAUCGUCAGCUGUCCUCCUGUUACCACUGUCCUCAUCAAGAGACCUGAUUUAAAGUAUCAGCUUGGCUUCAGCGUCCAGAACGGCAUUAUAUGCAGCCUGAUGCGAGGAGGCAUAGCUGAGCGAGGGGGGGUCCGAGUGGGUCACAGGAUCAUAGAGAUCAACGGGCAGAGUGUGGUGGCCACAGCACAUGAGAAGAUUGUCCAGGCCCUCUCAAACUCUGUCGGCGAGAUUCACAUGAAGACCAUGCCAGCGGCCAUGUUCAGACUUCUAACAGGACAGGAGACCCCCAUGUACAUAUGAACAAUGGCCGGGGAGUGUUCAACAGGACAGGCUGUCAGUCACCGUUGAUUGGUUAUCUCACAGGGCAAACCAAGCUGACCGCUGACAGGGGCGGGGAUUACUUCUCCAUGCAGACUCUUUUAUUUGAUCUUUCUUUGAGUUGAUGAAUUCUUUAUCAUCUCUUCCCUUAUAUGUGCUUAACAUGCAAUGGUCAUUUUAUUGAUGUGAGAUUUUCCAUCUGACCAACUGAAGAGACUGUGUGUGUGUCUGUGUGUGUGUGCGUGUGUGUGUGUGUGUGUGUGUGUGUGUGUAUUUAUUUGUCCUGUUUGUGCUUUCCUGUGUCACCUCUGUGAGAUUUUGUGGACAGACUUAUCGAGUGAAUGCAUCACAAUUUAUUUUUUUAUAUCCAUGUAAUGCAAUAUGAUACUUCUACUAUACUUCUUGUAUAGUUUCAUUUCUUCUCUGUUUAUUUAUUUCUCAUGUAAAUACAUAUUUUGCUAAUAUGGAAGGCAGUGGGGAGAGCGGGGACACGGCUGCAUUGUGAAUAUUCCAUGAAUCUUUGCUGUUGAAAUGAAAGCGGUCCUCAAUGAUGGCAAAAAAAACAAAAAAAAAAACAAUGAAUUGCCGGAUGUUGUAGUCGUUACCAGUAAAAAGGGGAAUGAGUGAAUUGUUUGAAAUGUUAGGGUUUUAAAUAUGCUAAGUUGAUCAAAUGUAAUGUGAAUCAAACCAAUGCUUGCAGCAGGGGUUUAUGGGAGUAAUGCCAUAUCCGUUUGAUUUCCUUCAUUGUACGGCAAUACACAAGCUCAACCUCGGAAUGGCAUAAAGGUCUUUUCUAAAUCUCAUGUAAAAAAAACACUCACACACAUUGAAAUAACAAGCAACUGAAUAAAACUAUUGACAUGCAUUAAUUAUGUUUUUGAUAUCAAAGUCACAUGUACGAACAAUUUUAUUUUCUGUGCUACUCUACUGUGUGUUCAUCUCUAGUGUUCCUUACUGAAACUCAUGCAUACUGAGUGGAUUGUGAAUGUAACUGUGUCAUGUGAGCUGUCCCAUUGCCAUAAGCAGUAUUAGAAUGUGUGUACAUAAAGAGAAACUUGUCUAGUAUCGUUCUCAUGUUGAAAAAGAAAAAAAAAAAAAAACACACGGGUUUAGUCUCUGCAAACAUCUUCCUUACCCGUAUGUUGGCUUUCAGUCUCCCGAGGAGAGAGAACUGUGAAUCACCCACACUGUGACAGAAAACAAGCGUUGCCACCAGGUAAUGCUUCUACAAUGCAUUGUAGUGAAUUGAACCAUAUGAACAUUAUGUGUGUGUGCAUGCCUCGUAAAGUAGUUUCAUGUCAUUGUGGCAAGAAAAUAAAAUCUGAGCUAAACCUG
Molecule: messenger RNA, 4631 nt
Organism: Labrus mixtus (cuckoo wrasse)
Lineage: Eukaryota; Metazoa; Chordata; Actinopteri; Labriformes; Labridae
Gene: apba2b
Product: amyloid beta (A4) precursor protein-binding, family A, member 2b
Exons: 15
Coding region: 222-3278 (1018 amino acids)
Biological process (GO): chemical synaptic transmission
Cellular component (GO): plasma membrane; dendritic spine; cytoplasm
Molecular function (GO): protein binding; amyloid-beta binding
Source: RefSeq, a predicted model, not a curated record